This is a messenger RNA of Phycodurus eques (leafy seadragon), 3269 nucleotides long. It is a transcript of the gene ext1c, whose product is annotated as exostoses (multiple) 1c. Gene Ontology annotation, molecular function: glycosyltransferase activity. The record is from RefSeq and is a predicted model, not a curated record. NCBI's taxonomy places the organism in Eukaryota, Metazoa, Chordata, Actinopteri, Syngnathiformes, Syngnathidae. Bases 593 to 2821 code for a protein of 742 amino acids. Gene Ontology annotation, cellular component: membrane. The transcript has 12 exons.
GGAUGUGGAAAAUGGAUCAUUUUAAAGCUCAUCUUCACCAAUCGUGUCCCGACGAAGGGACCCGCGUUCGUAUGCUGAAUUCUUUGUCCAAUGUUCGGACGUGACGUCCGAAGGGAAAAUGACCCACUAGAGCUCGGUUCGCUACCCGGAGGGGCCUGCCGACAGCAAUUGCGCCAGGCAUCAUGAGGCAGCAGCAAGCUUGGCCGGCGAGAGCGAAGAAGUCGCCCUUCAUUACUGUCGAGCAGGCUGCGCCGGGGAAGAAACACAGCAGAAGCAACGCAUUCCACAACCGAGACGGGUGAACACUGGCAUCUGAGGGUUGACAACAAAUGGGAAAGACAUUCAGAUACUGUUUGAGGGGAGACAGUAACUUGGACUGUGUCAUCCUAAAUGGCAAAGGGGACUGGGCCACACUUGAAGGAGGCAGUGAUGUCCCUCUUAACACAUUGCCCCCCUUUAGAAGCUCCUUGUUAGAAGUCACUAGGCCGGCUCGUGCCCCUGUGAGGCUUCGAAGCUGAGGGGUAAAGGAGAAGAAAAAACGAGGACAAGUGAGCAACAGACCAGAGGAAAAAAAAGACCGCGGCAGGCCCUCAUGCAGGCGCGUAAGAAAUAUGUUCUGCUGGGCUUGUGUAUGUUCUGCUGGCUGGUUCUCUUUUACUUCGGUAGGGGAGUCCACCUACCUGUACGUCUGCUCCGCAUGCUGACAGGCCAGCAGGGUGAGGUAGUGCGACCCUGGCCCAACUGGACCGACCGGGCCUUCCUGCCCUGCUAUGCGCACCUGAAUGAGCUCCAGACAGACCCCGGGACGUCUGAAUCGCCCCGCCAGCGCCGACAAGCCUGGUCUGUUAUUUAUAAGGACAGCCACUGCCGCAUGGAGACUUGUUUUGACUUUUCGCGGUGUCGGCAUAGAGGAAGAGAAGGGUUCAGGGUGUAUGUAUAUCCCUCGGAGAAAAACGAUCAUGUCUCCGAAAGCUACAAAAAGAUCUUGACAUCUAUAGCUGAGUCACGAUACUACACAUCAGAUCCGCGUGAAGCGUGUUUGUUUGUGCUUGGGAUAGACACCCUGGACAGAGACCAGCUAUCAGGACAGUUUGUGCCCAAUGUGGAUGAACGUAUUCGGGGUUACCCUCUUUGGAAUGAUGGGCGCAAUCACCUGAUCUUCAACCUUUACUCGGGUACAUGGCCCAACUACACAGAGGACCUAGGUUUCAACAUAGGUCAGGCCAUCUUGGCCAGAGCCAGCCUCAAUACAGAACAUUUCAGGCCGGGUUUUGACAUCUCCAUCCCGCUCUUUUCAAAGGAGCACCCGCAGAAAGGUGGUGAACGAGGCUGGUUGGUCAGGAACACAACCCCGCCACGGAGGAAGUACCUGCUGAUGUUCAAAGGGAAGCGUUAUCUCACAGGCAUCGGCUCAGACACCCGAAACGCGCUCCAUCACAUCCACAAUGGGAAGGACAUUGUGUCACUGACAACAUGCCGUCACGGGAAGGACUGGGAAAAGCAUAAAGAUGCCCGUUGUGACCAUGACAACCUGGAAUAUGAGAGGUUUGACUACCAGGAGCUGCUCCACAAUUCCACCUUUUGUUUGGUGCCUAGAGGUCGACGCCUGGGCUCCUUCCGCUUCCUUGAGUCCUUGCAGGCGGCGUGUAUACCGGUGUUGCUGAGCAACGGUUGGGAGCUGCCAUUUUCGGACGUCAUACAAUGGAACCAGGCUGUCAUCGAAGGGGAUGAGAGACUGCUGUUACAGGUGCCAUCCACAGUGAGAGCAGUCGGAAAUGAGCGAGUCUUGGCUCUCAGGCAGAGAACACAGAUGUUGUGGGAAGCCUACUUUUCUUCUGUGGACAAGAUAGUCCUCACCACACUGGAGAUCAUUAAGGAUCGUGUAUUUUCGCACAUAUCAAGGAACAAAUACAUGUGGAACUCCCUACCCGGAGGUCUACUUGUCCUGCCAGAAUAUUCCACUCACCUUGCACAUUUCCCUUUCUACUACUUGGGGUUAGGCAUUAGUCCAAAUCAGGAGUUCACGGCUAUCAUCCAUGCCAUCUCUCCGUUGGUGUCCCAGUCUCAGCCAAUCAUGAAAUUGCUUCAGGUGGUCUCCAAGUCAAAGUAUUGCUCACAAAUCAUCAUCCUCUGGAACAGUGAGAAAGCGCCACCCAGUCGCAGCAAAUGGCCCCCCAUGCCAGUCCCCCUCACUGUGACAGACGGCAAGAGGAAGACCACCAGUCGGUUCCUGCCUCACGUUGCUAUAGAAACCGAUGCAGUGCUGAGUCUGGAUGAGGACACGGUCCUGUUGACGAGUGAGGUGAACUUUGCCUUCCUGGUGUGGCGGAGCUUCCCUGAUCGGAUUGUGGGGUAUCCUCCUCGGAGCCACUUUUGGGAUCCUUUAAAGCACGCCUGGGGUUACACCUCCAAAUGGACCAAUGACUAUUCGAUAGUCCUGACCGGGGCUGCCUUCUACCACAAGUACUACCACUACCUGUUUUCGAACUACCUGCCGCAGUCUUUGAGAGCCCUAGUGGAUCAUAAGUCCAACUGCGAGGACAUCCUGAUGAACUUCCUGGUUUCCGCUGUCACCCACUUGCCACCCAUCAAAGUAGCUCAAAGGAAGCAAUACAAGGAGUUGCCCGGCCCACAGGCCACAAAGAAUGUCCCCUGGGCCAAUCCGGAGCAUUUCAACCAGCGCCAGGAGUGUGUCAACACCUUCGCCAACUGGUUUGGCUACAUGCCUCUGGUCCACUCUCAGUUUCGCCUAGAUCCCGUGCUCUUUAAAGAUCAAGUGUCUGUCCUCCGCAAGAAGUACAAAGACCUCGAGAGGGCGUGAUGUGGCUGACCGUUGAGUUGGUCUGCUGUAGCGGGCUUUCGGAUAGCACCGUCCAACAGGUGGAACGUCAUGAUGCGACGAUGGCCAGCUGACAUGGGGACAAAGGGACUCGAAAACUGUCAUGUGGACAAUCAGACACACCCUGGCGGACUGUCAAUAUAGAAAGUCCUAUUAAGUGCAAAGUGAACUGUAACCCUUCAGUCAUGAGGAUAGAUGGGCUUCUAUUCAAAGGACAGUCUUCAUUGGAAAGCUGAAGAAGGUUCUGAUGUGAGUGCUGUUGCUGUGCAUAUAUGGGAAUGCCAACACCAUCCAAGGAAGGUGGUACCAGUGCCAUGUUCUCGGGCUAUUCUUGUCUCAGUAUUACUGAGCAGGGACUGUCGCCAAGGAAAACAGACAAUUUGACAGGAAAAAGUAAACUGUAAAACUAAUAAAAUCAUUUGUAAAUGCA